Molecule: messenger RNA, 837 nt
Organism: Menidia menidia (Atlantic silverside)
Lineage: Eukaryota; Metazoa; Chordata; Actinopteri; Atheriniformes; Atherinopsidae
Source: the annotation of a GenBank genome assembly
AUGAAGAGGACAGUCAACACCACGUGGUACCUGAGCCUUGCAAUCUCUGACUUUGUCUUCUGUGCCUUCCUCCCAUUCAACAUUGCCUAUGGGGCGAUGGAGAAUUGGAUCUUUGGUAAAUUCAUGUGCAAGUUCAGCUCAUGGGUGAUGUUCCUCAACAUGUUCAGCAGCAUCUUCCUUCUUGUUGUCAUCAGCGUCGACCGCUGUGUGUCGGUCAUGUUUCCUGUUUGGGCGCAGAACCAUCGCACGAUUAAAAAAGCAUCAGUCGUUGUUGUGUUUGCCUGGGUCAUGGCCAUUGUUUUCAGUGUUCCCUCAAUGAUCUACAGGGAUGUGGGCCAUCAUAUGCAUAGGACCAUUUGCUUCAACAAUUACACCGCAGGGACACAGAGUCACACGGUUAUAGCAGUGAGCCGUCUAUUGGCAGGAUUUGUUUUUCCCUUCAUCAUCAUUAUUGUUUGCUACUCCAUCAUCAUCGUCAGACUUCAAACCAGCAGGAUGGCAAAGUCAACCAGGCCCUUGAAAGUGAUGACGGCGCUCAUUGCUACUUUUUUCAUCUGCUGGCUGCCCUAUCAUGUGUUUGUGCUACUUGAGCUGAACCACCAUCUCUAUGACCGCAAGGUUUUAGACAUUGGGCUCAAAAUAUUCACUUCUUUAGCAGCGGCAAACAGUUUCCUCAACCCGGUGUUGUAUGUCUUCAUGGGGAAUGAUUUCAAGCAGAGGUUAAAGAGCUGUUUGCUCUCAAGGAUGGAGAACGCAUUGGGCGAGGAAGGCAACACCAUCAGCCGAUACUUGUCCAGGACCAGCUCCAUGGAUGGCAGAGCUUCUACACACAUUUAG